This is a messenger RNA of Hippoglossus stenolepis (Pacific halibut), 3231 nucleotides long. It is a transcript of the gene nrl, whose product is annotated as neural retina leucine zipper. Lineage: Eukaryota; Metazoa; Chordata; Actinopteri; Pleuronectiformes; Pleuronectidae. The transcript is spliced from 5 exons. Gene Ontology annotation, biological process: regulation of transcription by RNA polymerase II. The record is from RefSeq and is a predicted model, not a curated record. Gene Ontology annotation, molecular function: DNA-binding transcription factor activity, RNA polymerase II-specific; RNA polymerase II cis-regulatory region sequence-specific DNA binding. Bases 528 to 1805 code for a protein of 425 amino acids. Gene Ontology annotation, cellular component: nucleus.
GACAAAGAAAGAGAGAGAGAGACUCUGCCUAUAGAGUGUGAACAUGCCUGUGAACCAUGAGAGAGGGAUAUGGGGAGAGAGAGAGAGAAAGAGAGGAGGGGAUUGUUUCAAACAGGGAUUUGCAGCAGAGGGGAAAGAAAGAAAGGGGGCAGUGGCACUCAGUGACAGAGUGCUAUACACACUCACAUGCGCUCACACACUCUGUUUCCUGUGUGUCUCUCUCCCAUCGUGUCAGUCAACCAGUCAGUUGAUUAUUUUUGUGGGCGCGUGUGUGUUUGAUGGGGAUGUUGAAAAGAGCUUGUAACCAUCCUUCCUCUCUAUGAACGACGGACAAGAGACACAGAGACGAGGACACGGGGACGUACAGUUUCUCACAGAGGAAACUCACCCACCAGUCUACCUCCUGUCAUCACCACUGCUGCUGUCUAUGAGCUGCACUGAGGCAGAGGAGUGGGCUUUCCAACAAUCCUGACACACGGAAAAACCCUGUUGAAGCUCCACCAGCAGCAGCAGCAGCGGCUGACAUCAUGUCGUCUCCUCCCCUCCCCAUGCCCUCUCUCCCCCCCAGCCCGCUGGCCAUGGAGUACCUGAAUGACUUUGACCUCCUCAAGUUUGAGGUGAAAUCUGACACUCCUCCACUCCCUCCUCCUUGUCCAUAUCCCAAAUCUGGCUACGACCCCUCGAGCUCACCGUACACCAGCCACCCUCCACAGGACUCCAGUUUGAGCUCCAGCCCCUACAACUCGCUGCCGCCCUCGCCGACGCUCAGCGACGCCCACCCACCUCCCUCAGGCUCUUCCUCCCUCUCAUCGUCAUCCUCCUCCAUCUCCUUCCCCUUCUCCAUCUCGAACAGCUUCAACUCUGGCAUCAGCUCUGGCUCUCAGGGGAAUGUGGAGGGGAGCCCGGCCCACAGUGGGCCCCAGGGUCCCACUCCGGCCUCGCUGGAGGACCUGAUCUGGCUGGCAGCGCUGCAGCAACAGUUUGGAGGGGAGGUGACAGGGCCUGCCACUCUGCUGGGAGCCUUGGGAGGGGUACCAGAGAGAGGGGACAGAGAAAGGGGGCCGGUAAAUGGCUUCCUGGGCUGUGAGGAUGCUGUUGAGGCCCUGCUGAACUCAGCUGCUGCAGCUGUCAGCUCACAGUUUCCAGGUCUCUCUCAGAGUUCCAGCAGCAAUCUUGGAGACUCAAGCAGCGACAGCGGAGGCGACAUAUCCUGCACCAAGGGGACAGACAUGUGCCAUCGCCCGCUUGUCUUCCUCUCAUCGGCCCCUGCCUCGCUCCCCAACGCCACCCAAGCCUCGGCUCCCUACCCGCAGCCUCUCAGCCCCCAGGGUCGCCUUCAUCACCACCAGCAUCACCAUCACCAGCACCACUCGCAUCACCCCAUGCAUGGCAGCCAUCACCAUCACCACCACCCACUAGUUAAUCAGUGUGGGGCAAACGACCGCUUCUCUGACGAGCAGCUGGUGAGCCUGUCGGUUCGCGAGCUCAACCGACACCUGCGUGGCGUGAGCAAGGACGAGGUGGUGCGCCUGAAGCAGAAACGCCGCACACUAAAGAACCGUGGCUAUGCCCAGUCCUGCCGCUACAAGCGCCUACAGCACCGCCACGCUCUGGAGUCAGAGAAACAUGUGCUCACACAACAGUUGGAGCAGCUGCAGUGUGAGCUGACUCGAGUGCUGAGGGAAAGAGACACCUACAAGGCUCGCUACGAGAAGCUCCUCAACACGAACCACGGCGCCGGCGGCGAGGCCCCCCUGACCCGCCCCAGUAACCCACCUUCCCCACCCCCCGACUACUUCCUCUGAGUUUAUACCCACAGAGGAGAACAUAGAGGAAAGACAAGCUCCGCCAACGUGGAGCGACCAGUGAUGAGGGAUCAAACUUGGAGAAAGCAAAGAAGUAUGCGUUUAUGUGUGAGUGUGCAUGUGUGCGUGCGUGUGCAUGUGUGUGCAUGUGUGUGUACAGCAGGGAAGGUGAGAGAGACAUUCAGUUUCGGGGGCGACACAACUGUGAAAUCCACCCUUGAACGAAGGGGAAUCAUAGAGCGAGACUCUAGGCUGCUUCUUGGACUAAACUGUGAAUAGUUGCACAAACACUGGCUGAGAGCUCAUUGAGAUCGUCUGCCUGUGACACCAGCACAACAGUGGACAAAUACCACUGACGGAAUCAGAUUACAAUCGUAUUAAUCCCUGACCCUGCUGAAGCAUAUUAUCUAUGCAAUGUGGCAUAGCUGCAAUGUACUCUCCAAAUGAGUGUUGAGGCUCACAUCGUAGUUUUGUUUUUAUUUUUAUAUAAUAAGCUGCUAUAAAGCUGCAGAGGUCUGAGUAGUGCAGUGGUGCUGGAUGUGGAGUGGUAUGGGCUUGGAUGAAGUAUCCACAGCAUGCAGUUAAGUAUUUGCCAGCUAAUAUUUCACAGUUGCCUACCAAAGUGUUUAAGCUCACCAAGACUUGUUAUUCUUUGUAAAGUGAAUAAUCAUAGAUUAAAGAAUGUACAAGGAUACCUCUCAUGGGGACCUUCCAGUGAUUGUGCUAAAUGAAUAGUGGGGAUACUGCUUUAUUUUUUUAUUUUAUUUUUUAGCAAAUAAAUCUAGUUGGAAAUGGUGACUUUCAGCCAUUAACACAAACAGAGAAGACUCGCUGUUUGCUCUCGAGGUUUUUUACAUACAAAGAAGUGGAGCUGGUUGUAAUUAAUGAAGCGGCUGCAUGUGGUGGAAAGGACAAAAACACCCAAUCCCAAGAGUGUGGCAUGAUUUGUGUGGUUGUGUCCAGUUCUUCUAGGCACAUUGAACACCUCUGUAGCAGGGACGAUCACCAUUUUAAUGCGACAUGUGGCACCACAGAGCCGGUCACUGUGCACUCAGGUACUGUGGUUCUACUUCAGAUGCAACUCAAAAUCAAUGGCGCAGGGGGAAAAAAGGCAAAAAAUAUUUUUUCAUGGAGAAAAAAAAACUCUUCCAUGGAAUCAUUGCGUUAGAUUUAUUUAUUUUGGGUGUAGGUUAAAUAAAUUGUUAUUUUUAUUUAUUCACUUAUUUAUUCAGUAUUUAUUGUUUAUUUAUGUAUUGAUUCUAAUUAUUUUACCGGUUUUAUUCCAUUAGUGUGUAUUUUUACUUUCCUACAGUUUAUUACCUUAUCCAAUUGUGAUUAGAAUUAACAUUAUUACCAAAACAUGACGGCCGCUCCUGUUGUAGUGUGGUUUCAUAUGCAUAUGAAAUAAACAAAGUACUUUACCAUC